UGGAUGCGGAGAAGGGUCAUCGUCGGUCCAGGGGUAUGAGCACCCUGGAAAAGUGUCUGAUAUUUCUUUUCGUGGCCAUGACCGGGGCCUGCAUCGGCCUUGUAGUCGUCUACUUCACUGACAAAGCUAACUCUUCUACUCAUGUAGAAGGGGCAGACUCAGGGUGUGGAGGUCCUCAGGAGAUGUCUGAAGAGUCAGGCACCUUCACCAGCUGGAACUAUCCCAACAGCUAUGACAACGGCAAGAGCUGCACCUGGCAGAUCACUGUGGACCCUAACAAGGUGAUCCAUCUGUGGUUUGAGGAGUUUGCUUUGGAGGCCACCCAGCUCUGCACAGGAGACUUUGUCACACUGCGAGACUCUCUGGGAACCAUUGGUAAAUACUGUGGCUACACCAAACCGAAGCCAGUAGUGUCCCUUACAAACCGCCUGACGGUGUACUUCGACACCAAUGACAGAAAAACAGACCAAGGAUUCAAGGCUCAUUACAGGGCUGUGGCUCCAGAGCUCGCAUCAGAAAUAGCCGGAGCUGGUGGCUUUUUUCAAGGUGACCAGGGGGAUAUGAUGACCCCCAGCUUCCCUGAGCAGAACUACCCAAAUGGAGCACUAUACCAGUGGAGAAUCACAGUGCCUGAAGGCGAGAGGGUUCGUCUGACAUUUACUUCCUUUGACCUGGUCCCUGAGGUCUGUGGAGACUUUGUUCAGGUCUAUGAUGGCGACACGGCUGGCUCUUCUUCAAUAGGGAAAUUCUGUGGUGGGACGAUGCCAAAGCCAAUCGAGUCCACUGGCAAUACAAUGGUGGUGCGCUUCAAAUCAGACAACACUUUGACUUCUAAAGGAUUCAAAGCAACUUACACAAAGUCCAGCCUUCCACCUGUUGUUGUUCCCACCACAGCGAAACCCACGACCACACCUAGACCCACCACACAAACCUCUCCAUCUCCCACAUCAGGAAGCGGUGGUCCAGUAAUCCUCAAUGGACGUAAAGGAGCGAUCCAGUCCUUGGGUUUCCCAAAUCCAUAUCCUGCUCAUCUCAAUAGCUCCUGGAAGAUAUCUGUGCCCAAAGGAUUCCUGGUUAAACUGCAGAUCACUGAAAUGGCCAUCACAGGAGAGACUGGACAAUGCAAGGAGGACAAACUGAUCAUCUCAGAUAUGUACAGCACACUAGGUACACACUGUGGCUACAUCAUUCCCCCUGUGGUGGUCAGUGCCAGUGACACAAUAUCUGUCACCUUCCAGUCCGACAGUCGCCUCACAGACCGAGGAUUCUCUGCCAAGUGGGAGGCUGUGUAUCCUGAGGAUAUCACAGAAAUCCAGGGCUGUGGCUUUUCUUCCAAAGAGGAAACCGGGGUUAUCAAGUCCCUAAAUUGGCCUAUGAACUACAAGGCUAACACUGAGUGCAUGUGGAACAUCGCUUUGCCUGUGGGGAAAAAAAUCACACUGACGUUCACCCACUUUGACCUAGAAGCCAAAGAUAUUUUAACAUCCAAAUGCUAUGACAACAUAAUGGUGUAUGACAUCAAUAGUGUGACUAAUGCGCUGAUUCAGAAGCACGGUCCAUUUUGUGGGACUAAGCUGCCUCUUACCAUCCAGACAAAAGGCACAAGGCUUGUGAUUCGUUUCCAUACAGACUUGUUUACCGAGGCCAAAGGCUUCAGGGCCUACUGGACAACAAACCCCAGUCUGCCUGCUCCCACUGAGCCGCCUGUUCAGCCAAACCCCUGGGACAACAUCACUAUAGACUGGCCCAGUACAUGUGGGAAACCAGCCAUUCCUCCGGUUGUUGUGUCACGCAUAGUGAACGGAGAGGCAGCCAAGCCACACUCCUGGCCCUGGCAGGUGUCCAUGCAGGUCUGGCCGGAAAGUCGUCCAGAACCUACAUUCUUCCAUACCUGUGGUGGCACUCUUAUUCAUAAGAACUGGGUACUUACAGCAGCUCACUGCUUCAUUAGAUAUGCUGAUGAGCUGCAGCGUUGGCGCAUGUGCCUUGGCAAACACAACCUGACUUACACAGAGCCGAGUGAACGCUGCUUCAGUGUGACUGGUAUCUAUCGUCAUGAGGGAUUCAAGUAUCCCACAGUGCCCACAGUGGAGUUUGACAUUGCCCUGGUCAGACUGGACAGAGAGGUGAUACCCAGCAAUGAGAUCUCGUUUGCCUGCCUUCCGUCCGAGGAGGAAGUGCUACUUGGGGGCAAGAAGUGCUACGCCACCGGCUGGGGAGAUGAGACCGGUGAUUCGAUGAAUGCUAAAGUCGCAGAGGCCCUUAACCAGGUCGCACUGCCUGUUGUGCCUUUUGACACCUGCAAGAGGAUGGAUUACUGGUGGUUUCAGGUCAAGACCUCCAUGAUCUGCUGUGGUUAUACCCUGCCUGAUGAGCUCAAGUCUGUCUGUCAGGGAGAUUCAGGUGGUCCUCUGGUGUGCCAGGAUACCCCUGGUGGUCCUUGGGAAGUUCAUGGUAUAACCAGCUUUGGCCCUAUCGGAUGCAUUAUGAAUAAGAAGCCCUCCGUGUUCACCCGUUCCUCUGCCUACAUCCCUUGGAUCAAAAAUGUCAUCCGCAGGGACAUCUACAAUGAGCACACAUCUGGCUGUGGAGGGGCAAAGGACUUGACUGGCGCAGGAGGCACACUGUCCACUAUGGGUUACCCUGGCAGCUACAACAACAAAGCCAGAUGCCAGUGGAACAUCCAGGUGGCCCCUGGCAAAUUGGUCCACCUCCAUUUCCAGAAUUUCUCCCUGGAGGAAAGUCAGCUGUGCAUGAAUGACAAAGUCAUGCUCACUGAUAGAAUAGGAACUCUAGGCACACAUUGCAGCCACGUACAUCCUAAAGACCUGGUGAGCGAUGGAAACAUACUUCGUAUCAGCUUCACCUCCAAUGACAGGGUGGUGGACACAGGCUUCACUGCCACCUGGAGGGCAGUGGACCCUACAGAGGCUCCUUGUGGAGGGAGCUUCAGCAGUAAUCAGGGUGAAAUCACCUCUCCUAACUGGCCCAAUGACUACCAAGCCCAGUCUGUGUGCACAUGGCGUAUCUCCAUCCCUUUAGCAAAAAGUGUCCAUAUAGUCUUCACCCACUUUGAAUUACAAGCUAUAAACAUGUUAGGAAACUGCGUGGACUACGUGGAGAUCUUCGGUGGAGAAAGCAUGGCAUCACUAGGUAAAUUCUGUGGCUUUGCCCCUCCACCCACCAUCACUGUCCCUGGCAACACAGUUGUCAUUCGUUUCCUUAGUAACGGAAACAAUCAUCAGAGCGGUUUUCGGGGUUACUGGACCACUGAUACCAGUGUUGUCCCAACUUUACCUCCUCCACCUCCUAACCCAUGGGACAAAGUCACUAUCGACUGGCCAGUAGAUUGUGGAAAACCAGAAGUGACACCCAAUACGGCCACUCCGAGGGUGGUUAAUGGGCAAGAGGCGAUACCCCAUUCCUGGCCCUGGCAAGUCUCCAUGCAGGCUUCACCAUUUUUUCCCAUACCUUACAUGCAUGGUUGCGGAGGCUCUUUGAUUCAUGAAGAAUGGAUCCUAACUGCGGCUCACUGUUUCAUGGCUCCACUGAAUAAACCCUCCUACUGGCGCAUGUGUUUGGGGAAGCACCACAUGAACUCUUCCAUGGAUGUUCCCUCAGCGGAGGAAUGCUAUAAGGUGGAUGGUAUCAUCCGCCACAAGGGGUUCGUCUACGAGCAGGAUCCCAGUGACAUCACCAAUGACAUAGCCCUGGUGCAUUUGACCAAGCCUGUCAAUAUGACGAGGGAGAUCAGCCCCAUCUGUCUGCCCAAACCUGGGACCGUGAUGCCUGCUGGGACACCCUGCUUUGUCACUGGCUGGGGAGACGAGAAAGGUAAUCUGUUCCCCAAAGUGUCCGAGAAGCUAAAUCAGGCAGCCCUUCCUAUUGUUGACUUCCAGACCUGCAGUAAACCUGCUUACUGGUGGGACACCCUCAGGCCCUCCAUGAUCUGUGCUGGCUACGAGUCCCCAGAUGAGCUCAAGUCAGCCUGCCAGGGUGACUCCGGGGGUCCUUUUGCCUGCACGGCUGCUGGAACAAACACAACCUGGGAGGUGCAUGGUAUUGUCAGCUUUGGACCUCAGGGCUGCAUCAAAGACAAGAAACCUUCAGUUUUCACCCGCGUCUCUGCCUUCAGUGAUUGGAUCAGCGACAACAUCAAGAAGUUUAUAUACGAAAAUGGCAAAACCAACUAG
Molecule: messenger RNA, 4193 nt
Organism: Morone saxatilis (striped sea-bass)
Lineage: Eukaryota; Metazoa; Chordata; Actinopteri; Moronidae
Exons: 25
Coding region: 36-4193 (1385 amino acids)
Biological process (GO): proteolysis
Molecular function (GO): serine-type endopeptidase activity
Source: RefSeq, a predicted model, not a curated record